UAAACUACACCAUUCCUUAGUCGACGUCGACCGGAAUCCGGUGCUUUUAUUAUCGCCCCAGCUUUUUUGUGCCUUCAAUAUUGUAACCGAAUCUCGACAGUUUUUUCACACGUAGCAAACACACCUACAAGUAUUUACUUGAAUAUUUUAAAAAAAGUAUUAAUUUCUUUCCAACUAAUUAAAUCCAAAUACAAACCGGUCCCAUUUACACUCUUUCUUGUGACAAUCAUUGCAAGUGUUAGGCAUAAUAAUCAAGAAUGGUUGAAGAUUGUGCUGAACCUGUCGCAAGCAAGCUUUUCGAUGAGAAUAAUAAGGAUAAGUGCGGACACGUGGAUGAUGCAAAAUGGAUUUUUCAAUCGUUGAACUUGAAAAAAUAUCAGUCAUUCUCAUCGAAUACCAAGAAUCGCUACAGGAGCCAAAGUAUAAUUUUCCUAUACAAUUUCUUACUGACAUUCCUCAUUCUUGUGUUUCAAAGGAGUGCUUGUGAUGCCGCGGAUGUCACAGAUACAACCCGAUUGCGAAAGGACUUGCUGAAUGGUUACGACAAAAACGCUCGACCGGCUCAAAAUCAUAACAAUGUUACCAAUGUCAAGUUUAACAUUUACCUGAAAGGAUUUGAUUUUAACGAACAACGAUCAACCUUCACAUUAUAUGCCUGGUCAGUUUUGACAUGGAAAGACGAGCAUAUAAAAUGGGACCCUAAAUUAUAUGGGAAUUUAAGUCGUCUUCAUUUCGCUGCCCACGAAUUAUGGCUUCCUGAUUUAUCCGUCUUCAACAAUUUGGACAAGAGCGAGAUUGAUCACUUCGGGAACACGAGGAUUAUAGCGUAUAGCACAUCGACACUUGUCUGGGUCCCACCAACCAAAUUUCAAGUCGGAUGCACAAACGACCUUCGAAAUUGGCCGGUGGACUAUGCAACAUGUUUCGUUGUUAUUGGAAGUUGGGCCCACGAUGGUUCCAUGCUGAAUCUUAGACUGCCUGUGAAUCAGACUUUGAUGGACACAUCCGAUUUGCUGAAAAAUAGGGAAUGGAAAUUGAUUGGUAACGGAAUGACGAAGAGAGAUCAUUAUUUUGAAUGCUGCCCAGGAGUCCCGUUUCCAGACAUUUUAUUGACAUUUGUUCUUGCGCGAGAAAGUGCGACACACAAAGCCGCCAUUGUUGUUCCAGGUUUAGCAAUCGCGAUGGGAUGUUUGAUCGCAUUUUGGAUGCGACCCAGUGCUACGGAAAGAAUUGUCCUUUUGCUUGCGUGUGUCAUUAACAACACGAUGUAUCUCAGCUACAUCUACAGAUCACUUCCUAACAAUGGGGACAAUGUUCCACUAGUUUUGCUCUUCUAUCGAGACUCUCUUAUGAUGGUGUCUGUCGCAUUGAUUUGGACGGUCUGCCUCCGCUACUUGGCCGCAUCGAGACGAACGUCGCCAGUACCACUUCCUGGUUUUAUUCAGACCUUCCUAUCCAGCAUUCCGGCCAAGAUAUUGUGCUUGGAUCCUCGACCAACCCAAAGUUCGUCGCAUGAAAACAGCAACAAUGAUGCGAGAGGAGCUGGCGGUGGGGAGUCCGGAGGAACGACGGAUACUGGAAAAUUGGUAGCAACCACAAAUCCAUAUCAAGAAGACUGGGCCUGGCUGGCACAUCUUUUCGACAGGGUGGCUUUCCUCCUCUACUUUGUGCUCUACAUUUGUUUUUAUCUGGCUUUAUUGUAAAUCUAUAGAUAUACAAUUGUGCUUAUGUGUGGGUUAGAAACUGUAAACCAGCGUAGGGGAACAAACCUAAGGAAAUUUCAAAUCUAAAUCAGAUGCGUCAUUAUUAUAAAUGAUUUUUGUAGUUUUUGCAGCGUGAUAUACAUAACAUGAAGCCCAAAAUGUCCAAACAAUGAUGACGUCAUGUUUAUUGAUUUACAACAAUACUAUAAUUGCUUUGAUUAUUUUACAAUAUUUAUAAUAUUAUUGAAUCAAUUGUGGUGCGAAAUUGUAAACCUUUUACCAUUAAAUGUUAAAAAAUUGUAAACUCUCAUUAUCUAUCACAUACAUCGUUGCAAUUAAUAAAUAAGUUGCUAUUAUUAGUACA
Molecule: messenger RNA, 2067 nt
Organism: Folsomia candida
Lineage: Eukaryota; Metazoa; Arthropoda; Collembola; Entomobryomorpha; Isotomidae
Product: acetylcholine receptor subunit alpha-type acr-16
Exons: 11
Coding region: 258-1703 (481 amino acids)
Biological process (GO): chemical synaptic transmission; nervous system process; monoatomic ion transmembrane transport
Cellular component (GO): synapse; neuron projection; membrane
Molecular function (GO): extracellular ligand-gated monoatomic ion channel activity; neurotransmitter receptor activity; transmembrane signaling receptor activity
Source: RefSeq, a predicted model, not a curated record